Molecule: messenger RNA, 1040 nt
Organism: Sesamum indicum (sesame)
Lineage: Eukaryota; Viridiplantae; Streptophyta; Magnoliopsida; Lamiales; Pedaliaceae
Gene: MAD2
Product: DNA-binding HORMA family protein
Biological process (GO): mitotic spindle assembly checkpoint signaling
Cellular component (GO): nucleoplasm; kinetochore; cytoplasm
Source: RefSeq, a predicted model, not a curated record
CCAAAGAACCCCGCCGAACUAGCCGUUGCAUUUCCAUUUGCAUCUCCACCAAAACCCUAAAUUUAUCUCUUCAAAAUUCGCCAUACAGCAGCAUACAAGCUCUCUUCACUGAACUAAUAUCAAUCUCGCGUCCUUCAAUUAAAACACAUUAAGCCCUAAUCCACAGUUGCCUGUAGAUUUUGGUGAUAGAGAUUCGAAGAGAAAAAUCUAUGGCUUCAAAAACUGCCACAAAGGACAUAAUCACUCUGCGAGGAUCCGCCGCUAUUGUUAGUGAAUUCUUCGGUUAUGCUGCAAACAGUAUAUUGUACAAUCGUGGAGUUUAUCCAGAAGAGAGUUUUGCGAGGGUCAAGAAAUAUGGGCUUCCCAUGCUGCUUACUCAAGAUGAAGGGGUCAAAUCCUUCAUUUCGAAUUUAACUUCUCAGCUUUCUGAGUGGCUGGAAGCUGGGAAGCUGCAGAGGGUAGUGCUGGUGAUCAUGAGCAAAGCAACUGGUGAGGUUUUAGAGAGGUGGAAUUUCAGCAUCGAGACCGACAGUGAGGUCGUCGAAAAGGGAGUAUCAAGGGAGAAGAGUGAUAAAGAAAUUAUGAGGGAAAUUCAGGCAAUAAUGAGGCAGAUAGCAUCCAGCAUUACAUACUUGCCAUGCCUUGAUGAACCCUGUAUAUUUGAUGUUCUAGUGUAUACAGACAAAGAUUGUGCAGUGCCUUUUACUUGGGUCGAGAGUGAUCCUAAGCUUAUUGCUAAUCCACAGAUGGUGAAAUUGCACUCGUUUGAUACCAAGAUUCACAAGGUCGACACACUGGUAUCAUACAAGAACGAUGAAUGGGACGAGGCAUAAACUACAGCUGUUGUAUUGCUCUCCUUUUUAGAUCUUUCAAGAAUCAAUCUUUUGAUUCACAUUUUGUUGCAAACACCUCAACAAUGGUGAAUCAUUGAUUCACAUUCGGCUUUAGAUGUAUGGUUCAUGUUCUUGGAUUGUUGCAAUAGCAAAAAUUUGAAUGCUCUGUCAGCUGCUAUUGUUUAUGCAUCAUUAAUGUUUAGCAUA